This is a messenger RNA of Aspergillus puulaauensis, 540 nucleotides long. RefSeq lists its product as uncharacterized. Lineage: Eukaryota; Fungi; Ascomycota; Eurotiomycetes; Eurotiales; Aspergillaceae. The coding region runs from base 1 to 540 and encodes 179 amino acids. The transcript has a single exon. The record is from RefSeq and is a predicted model, not a curated record.
AUGAAAAGCGAAAGGAAGAGUAGCCCUGUUGAAUCAAGCUUUCCCACAGUUCCCAAUCCAUUCUACGAAAUCGAUAAAGCUUAUGAGGAGCGUCGGCAACGCGCUCGUGCCAGGACAGAACGAGACCGUUCAUUUGACAAUACUUCAAGCCGAGAGUCAUCGCUCAAAGCUGUAAAGGUGGAAGUUCCUGCUUCGCCGAAGCGCACCGACAAAACACAAGCGUCCUCCGAUUCCAAGCAAGAGACUUCACUUCUCAGCGUCAUCCCAGACAGCAUCCGGCCGGAAGCGCGGGACCCAUCUCCUCCCGCUUCCCAGAUGCUAGAUUUUGUCGAUUUAACACAGUCCAGCCCGCCAGUGUCGCCAGGUGGGAGCGAUGAGGAUUUUGCAAAAACCCACCGGCUUCCACGGGGAUCAGGAUGGGUCCGAAAAAACAAUCCAAGCACGCGAAGGCAGACUAGGCAGUCGUCUCAGUCGAGUAGGGGGAUCCGAACGCUGGAGGGGGUGAGCAUUAGCCCGCCCCGACGAAGGUCUGGAACUUGA